UCUGGCCAAUGUUGCCUUGUGGCGGUAGUCUUCGCGUGGACUCCAGCAUCCAGGAUGCGCCUCGUAGCCUUUUCGAGGCGGCAGGAGACUAUCGCUUCCUCUCUCCCGGCCUUUGUGAGCCGGACUGGAGGGUGGAAGGAGUUGUGGCGGCGGCGGCGGGGCAGGAGGAGGGAAUGAGCGAGGAGGAGGAGGCGGAGGAGCCUUGCGGGAGCCCGAGGAGCUGCGGCAGCUUCCCCUGUAUAGAGCAAAUGCUGGCGUCCAAUCCUGGCAAGACCCCGAUCAGCCUGCUACAAGAGUAUGGGACACGCAUAGGCAAAACACCCGUCUAUGACUUACUGAAAGCUGAAGGACAAGCACAUCAGCCCAACUUCACCUUUCGUGUCACAGUUGGUGACAUCAGCUGCACCGGCCAAGGACCUAGCAAAAAAGCUGCCAAACAUAAGGCGGCAGAAGUAGCACUCAGGCUCCUGAAGGGAGGAAACAUGUUAGAGCCGACACCGCUGGAUGAAGCCAGCUCUCUUUCUUUAGAGCCCUUGGCUCUGACCACUGCUCCGGUGGCUGUGCCUGUACCCAUCCUACCAGCAGCCUCUCCAAGAAGUUCUCCGCUGGACAUAAAAUCCCCAGUAUCCCCACAACAAUCUGAGUGCAAUCCAGUUGGGGCCUUACAGGAACUGGUGGUGCAGAAGGGCUGGCGACUCCCAGAAUACACCGUCACUCAGGAAUCCGGGCCAGCACACCGCAAGGAAUUCACCAUGACUUGUCGUGUUGAAAGGUUUAUUGAAAUAGGGAGUGGCACUUCCAAAAAGCUAGCCAAACGCAAUGCUGCAGCAAAGAUGCUGGUUCGGAUCCAUAACGUUCCUCUGGAUCCACGGGAGGGGAGUGAGGCUGAAAUGGAAGAGGACCAGUUUUCUAUUAUUGCAGGAACCAAACUGGAUGGGAUGAAAAGUCGGGGAUCCGGUUGCACCUGGGAUUCCCUGCGCAACUCAGUGGGAGAGAAGAUUCUUCAUCUGAAAAACCAUCGAAUCUUCAAUACCGGGUUCUGCAACCUCUUGAAGGAACUUUCCGAAGAGCAGAGUUUUGAUAUCAGCUACCUUGAUAUUGAUUUCUGGAUGAGAAUUACAAGCUUGAGUAUCUUGCAGCAUGUCCAUACAUAGUUAAGCCACCUGGAAUUUGCAAUUCAUCCAUAUCUAGGAGUCAACUUGUUCCCCAUCCCUUCCUUAGGCUGUCUGGUAAGUACAUGACUGUAGCAAAAUUUUAACACUAUUGUAUUAACACCACCGUGCUACAGUAACUCACCAGGUUGCCUGGUGAAGCUCUCAAAAGCAGGAUCAGACAGUUGCCAUUUAAUUUGAUAGGCCGAGAUAAAUUGCCAUUGACCAUACUAGAUGAAUCUGUAAGUUCUUUACUAUCAUAGCUAUGUGCUAAGAAAAUUUUCUGUCCUGUUACCUUGUUUUAAUUGCCAGGUUUUUAGAUAUUGUUUAUCUGUUGCUCUGCUUCCAUUUUAAGAAUAUUUUCAUCUGAAUUAAGAAUAAUCAGUAUACAAGUAGUCCUUGAUCUUUGACUACAAUUGAGCCCAAAAUUUCCGUUGCUAAACAAUCAGUUGUUGAGAUUUGCCCCAUUUUACCUUUCUUGCCACAGUUGUUAAGUGAAUCACUGCAGUUUAAGUUAGUAACACAGUUGUUAAGUGAAUCUGGUUUCCUCAUUGACUUUGCUUGUCAGAGGGUCGCAAAAGGUGAUCACAUCAUCCCAAGAUAUUGCAACUGUCAUAAAUAUCAGCAACUGUCUGAAUUCUGAUCAUCUGACCAUGGGGAUGUUGCAACAGCCAUAUGAAAAAUGAUCAUGUUACUUUUUCCGGUGCAGAUGUAAUUUCGAACAGUCACUAAAUGAAUGAUUGUAAAUCAAGGACUGUAUGAGAUCAGAUGCAACAGGUUGCUGUUUUUCUGGUUUGAGUAACAGAAUGGGUUUU
Molecule: messenger RNA, 1966 nt
Organism: Ahaetulla prasina
Lineage: Eukaryota; Metazoa; Chordata; Lepidosauria; Squamata; Colubridae
Gene: TARBP2
Product: TARBP2 subunit of RISC loading complex
Exons: 9
Coding region: 9-1154 (381 amino acids)
Biological process (GO): regulation of viral transcription; regulation of siRNA processing; regulation of miRNA processing
Cellular component (GO): RISC-loading complex
Molecular function (GO): double-stranded RNA binding; pre-miRNA binding; siRNA binding
Source: RefSeq, a predicted model, not a curated record